Molecule: messenger RNA, 4206 nt
Organism: Chelmon rostratus (copperband butterflyfish)
Lineage: Eukaryota; Metazoa; Chordata; Actinopteri; Chaetodontiformes; Chaetodontidae
Gene: snx1a
Product: sorting nexin 1a
Exons: 15
Coding region: 357-2765 (802 amino acids)
Biological process (GO): intracellular protein transport; early endosome to Golgi transport
Cellular component (GO): endosome; endosome membrane
Molecular function (GO): phosphatidylinositol binding
Source: RefSeq, a predicted model, not a curated record
UGGGCACCGAGCUGUGGGCAGGCGAGCUACUCAACUGCACCCCUGUCAAUGUCCAUAACACCGCUUCCACCGCUGCAUCUGCCUCAUGACUGCCGAGCUCGCUGGCUAGCUAACGCUGAGGCUAACCUGACAAGGAGGACCAGGAAGUAGUAAGACAGCGGCGGUUUUCACGUCCUGAACGUCUCCUCCAGGCGGUCAGUCCGUUUGGUUGACUUGUUUGAGGUGAAGUAACACCACAGCGUGUAGCAGCUAACGGAGAAAGGUCUGUCCGUGUGUGCGGUGCGAGCAGUGGGGUGCAGUUGACGUUGCCUCCCCGUGUGUUUAAAAAAAAAAAAAAAAAAAAAACAGAAUUGAAGAUGGCGACCAGCUCAGAGCGCAGUCCUCCUCCGUUCCCCGACUCUGAGGACCAAGAUGUGCUGGACUCUGAAGAAGUCGCAGGCCGAGACAGUGAUGAAGACGACGGAGAGGAUCUCUUCAUGAGCGCAAGCAACCCCCCACUGACCGAAAUGGACCCCACACUGCCACCUGCCAGCCAAUCCAGCGAUGUUUUAAUGAAGCCUCCCACUGACAUCAUGAACGAUCCCUUAAUCGAGCCUGUCAGCAGCCAAACAGAAAGCAAUCCAGCUAGUGAAGUUGUCAGUGAACCCUCGGAUGAUUUUGUCGACCUUACAAACAACAUAACCGACUCUCCCGAUGACUCAAUCGCAGCUGAAAGUGCUGUUGCAGACGCAGCAAAAGACACAACUGAAAUCCCUUUAGAUGAACCCACAGAUGAUUUUGUUGACAUAAUUGGAAGUGAAACUCAAGCACCGGGAGAGGAAGUUGUGAUAGCAGAUGUUACAGUCGAAGCAGCUGCAGAUAAAAGUGAAGUGACCAGUGGUGCCACAGAUCCACCUGGUGAUGGAAAAACAGGAAGUGAUGCUGAACAGGAAGCAAAAGAAACUGCAACUGCUCCGGUUAUUGACCUUAGUGGAGAUUUGCCAGCCAGUAACACACAAGAGCCACCUAGCAGCGACAAAAUUGUUGACCCUUUGGUUGACCUCCUAAGUGCUGCUCCACCUGCUGCUGAUGCCAAAAAACCCAGCCAGGCAGCAGUCGAUCUGUUCGAAGAUGAAGGAAGCGACUUGUUCACAGAACCACUGCUGACUAAAUCUGCCAAACAGCCACAGAAAAGCCUCUUUGGUGAACCUGAUGAAGAUCUGUUCGGUGAGCCGCUAGGUGCCACCUCAAAGAAAACCAUCAGCAAAGAGCAGAAGGACAAAUCUGUCACAACUAAAGCUGCUAAGGAUGCUAGCAACAUAGGUGGGCCACUGCAAGACAGUAAUCCUGCAGAACCUGGUGACAUAUUCACGGAGGAAGCCAUCACCACAGUGCCCAGCAUCAAAAGCACCAGCACUGUCAACUCCAAGACUAAUGGAGUCCACUCUGAAGAAGAGACAGAUAUAUUUGCAGAAGCCACAGUGGAGCUCUCUCUUGACAGUCCGCGGGACCAGAGAAAGAAGGAUGCGACAGCCAAACCGUCAGCGUCCGCCCCCUCGCUGCUUGCAACUGCCAGCCUGACCAAGCCACAGCCUUCUGCCCUGGAGGAGCUGGAGGAAGAGGAAGAAGAGCUGGAAGACAAAUUUGACAUUAGUGUCUCUGUCAAAGACCCUGAAAAAAUAGGGGACGGGAUGAACGCCUACAUGGCCUACAAAGUAUCCACACAGACCACGCUGCCCAUGUUCCGCAACAAGACAUUUACAGUCAGGCGACGCUUCAGCGACUUCCUCGGCCUCUACGAGAAGCUUUCUGAAAAACAUGGACCAAAUGGAUACAUCGUGCCUCCGCCACCGGAGAAGAGCAUCCUGGGCAUGACAAAGGUGAAGGUGGGAAAGGAAGAUUCCUCGUCCGCAGACUUUGUUGAGAGAAGAAGAGGCUCUCUGGAGAGGUAUCUGCAGCGAGUGGUAAAUCACCCAUCGCUUCUCCAAGAUCCCGACGUCAGAGAGUUCCUGGAGAGAGAAGAAUUGCCCAGAGCAGUGAGCACCCAGGCUCUGAGCGGCGCCGGCUUCCUGAAAAUGAUCAACAAAGCAACAGACGCUGUCAGUAAAAUGACCAUCAAGAUGAAUGAGUCAGACGUGUGGUUUGAGGAGAAGCUGCAGGAGGUGGAGUCUGCAGACCAGCAGUUCAGGAAGCUCCACGCGCUGGUCGAGUCUCUGGUCGUCCACAGGAAAGAGCUGUCGUUAAAUACAGCCAGCUUUGCAAAAAGCACGGCCAUGCUGGGCAGCGCGGAGGACAACACCGCUCUGUCCCGAGCGCUCUCUCAGCUGGCAGAGGUGGAGGACAAGAUGGAGCAGUUGCACCAGGACCAGGCUGCAAACGACACCUUCAGCUUCGCCGAAGUCAUCGCCGAUUACAUCCGCCUGCUUGGAGCCGUGAGGGGGUCGUUUGAUCACCGGAUAAAGGCGUGGCAGCGUUGGCAGGAUGCUCAGGCCGUGCUGCAGAAGAAGAGGGAGACUGAGGCCAAACUGCUGUGGGCCAACAAGCCAGACAAACUGCAGCUGGCCAAAGAGGAGAUCGCUGAGUGGGAGGCCAAAGUGACGCAGUAUGAGAGAGACUUUGAACGGGUUUCUGCAACUGUGCGCAAGGAAGUCAUCCGCUUUGAGAAAGAAAAGGCCAAGAAUUUCAAAAGACAGGUGAUCAAGUACUUGGAGUGUCUGCUUCAGUCCCAGCAACAGCUGAUAAAAUACUGGGAGGCGUUCUUACCGGAAGCAAAAGCAAUCGCCUAAUCGUCGAGCACCAGCCUUUUGGACGACAGAGCAGGCUGCCUUUUUCUUAUACACUUUACCUCUUGCCUUUAAACCAAGGAAAAUGCGUGCAUUGUAAAGGGAGAUACAAUCAACCUGUUUUUUUUAAUCACCUUUAACAUAUAGCUCUGUAUUCUAUUGUAUUAAUAAUUGUAUAUUUUCAUUUAACCUUCCACAAAUAUUUUCUUAUUAGAUGAAAAGAGUUUGCAUAUACAAAGAUAUGGACGCACGAGAAACGAGAGAAGUGUAGACGAAUGAUUCCAUUGAUUUCCACAAGAGAAGGGAAAUGAACCGAGUCCGUUGUUCUCAGGAUUUUCUCCCUCGUGUGACCAGGAGCUCCUUCAUAUCAGCAGUGGUUACUUGUUUACAGCCCGGCUGCUCUCUCAUCAAAUCUUUCUGGGGACCCAGAUGAAGAAAGCGGCGAGAGUCUCUCGCUGUUUCUUCUUUUUAAUGACUCAAAGGGAUGAAAUAACAGUUAAAUGAGUAACAGUUCUGAGCACUUCCACCAGGUGGAUGAAGUACUUAAGUACCAGCCGUGUUUUCUGUGUUUGUUUUCUUUUCUUUCAGAUUUAUGAAUAGUACUGAUGCUGAGGGGAGGGGCGCGGGGCGUUGAGAGGCAUUAGAUCAGCAGGGUCUACAGCUGUGGUCAAGGGUUGCAUUGUAGGUCAAGCUCGUGAGUUUAAUGUUUUAGAUUUCAAUCAUAGUGCAAACUUUACUCUUAUAACUACACAUGUCUGUGCCUUUUAAGUCAGAAUGGUGUUUUUUGGUAUAAUCCAGUCUGGGAGAGAGCUGUGCACAGUUGUGGGCAGCGCAGAGGCUCGUUAACAGUUACUUUAACGACAGCCGCAAAGAUAAUGAGUGUCAGUGCUGAGGUUAAAGAACAGCACUGGUGUUUUCAUGUUUGAGCCCAUCUACUACAAAUUAAGGGUUUUUUUUCUCUACAUUCUUGCUGCAAAGGUUUUUUUGUUAUGUUCCAGGCGGUCUUUAGAUUCACUACUGUAUGAAAAUCAAGCUGCAGAAACAAUGAACAUCAUGUCUGAGUCUUUUUGUCAAAGUUGUGGUGUUCAAUAAGUGUCAGCUGACGCUCGUAAAGGCAUUAACAAGCAAAAGUGAUUGAGAGAAAUGGAGUAAGGUUUCAUGUUUCUGAGCGUAUAAGAGCCCAAGGUGACAUCUUAAAACAGUGUGAUUAUUAAAGGCACCCUGUGGAGUUUUUGAGCAGUUAAAGAGCUACAGAGCCAUGUUUGAUCUCACACAGCUGACACGAUACACAGUCCUGCUGGUGGUUCCAUGCAUGCCAAGAAACGCAGCAAUGUGCCAACAAAAGAAAGGAAGAAGAAGACUGCUAGCUAGUAAACAUGGAAUUAGACAAUGGAGAUUUCAAAUUCUUCCAAAAAAAAAAAACAGCUCUACAAAUGUUUGAUAA